Messenger RNA from Penicillium salamii, 2283 nucleotides. NCBI's taxonomy places the organism in Eukaryota, Fungi, Ascomycota, Eurotiomycetes, Eurotiales, Aspergillaceae. The record is from the annotation of a GenBank genome assembly.
AUGCAAGUUCAACCGUCCCCCAGGGAGCAUGGGCCGAAUCUUCUGUCUAGUGUGUCAAUCAUAGGAACAACCCCGGACUCGGGUCCAUCCGAGCUGAGUGGGCCCCCCACACAAGAGCCGUACUCUGGGUUCCCUGAACCAUACAGUUCCACUUUGGGCAAUGAUCUCGCUCUAGAUGCACUGCUUCCACAGAAUUUGAUACCGGCAGACCCCAACUUGAGCAACUUCCCCGUAUUCUUUGAGCAAGUAAUGCUCCCGGGCGUUGAUGUGGGCAUGAUAACAGGCUCACAUGGCACCCACCAGCCCCGUGGAGUAUUCGACUUUAUGUUAGACACUGAUUUCAGCUUCGCAGGAAAUGAUCUUUUCGGCACUGAUUUCAUCCCCGACCUAGAUCGUAUACUUGACAACUCAGUCCCUCUUCCGGGAUUUGAAGAUUUGCAGAACAAAGAGCUCGAUUAUCAAGAAUCGGCCAGUCGACGAGCUGCAGCCUUCGAGCGCUCAUUCUGGCAAUGGGUGCCUGCAAAAAAUCAGCAUGCGUUUAGCGAAGAGCAAAGGAUUCCUCUACGAGAUGGUGAUAGUAUCUCGCCGACCCACAGGAACCGGCUCGAGGCUCUCCAGAUACCAGGUAAAAAACUCUCCAUGCAGGCACGAGAUGACAUAUUCAAGCUAGUGGUGCAAACCGCCGGGUCCCGACUCUCGGUCUCUUCUUUCCCGUCAUCCGAAUAUCUGGAUACGCUUAUCAAAAUUGGGAUCGGAAAGAGAACUGAGACCGAUGCUUGGAUUCAUCCUUAUACCUUUUACGAGCAGCAAUUGCGGCCAGAGCUACUAACUGGCCUGGUUGCAGCUGGGUGUGUCUGCUGCGGCUUGUCUUCGAUCAACAAAACCGGCAUUAUCUUGCAAGAAAUUACGCGAGCUUCUCUUGCACAGCUGGUUGAAGAUGACAAUAGUGUUUUACGAGAUCUACAGUGGCUACAAGCGUCGAUGCUUUGGUUGGACAUUGGCAUAUUCUGUGGCUAUAAGCGCAAAAUGCAAAUUGCCGAGAGUUAUUUACAGCCUUUAUGCACGGCAUUCCGGCGUGCUGUCGCUUUUGACCGAUCAGCAUAUUCUCGCCUUCCGCCACCAAUGGGGGAUGAUGAGGUUUCGCUUACGAAAGUGUGGCACGAAUGGAUAAAGCAAGAAUCACUAAAAAGGUAUGAUUGCAUGCUCUACACGCCUCUUUCUAUGCUUAUAUGGGUAAGACUGGCAUAUCACUUAUUCGGCCACGAUGUGGAAGUUGCUAUGGCGAUGAAUCGACCGGCUUUAAUCUCCUAUACUGAGUUGACUCUCCCAUUUCCCGCCGCAAGAGAUCUCUGGCUUGCGCCAAACGCAAGCGCAUGGAGGAAUCUUUGGGCUGAGAGGUAUCGAUCGGUUGGGGGUUCUGAUUUGAGCCUGCGGGAUUUGCUAUCAGAUCCGACUUUGAUAACAACCAUUUCUACAGAGCAAGAUUUUGACAUUGCGAGAACAGCAUUACUACAUGGUUUGGCUGUCCAAACAUGGGAGUUUCGCCAACAGAGGAUCUUAUCCGAAGGGUCACCUUUUGGUUCACGUGCUAUGACUCAGCUGUGGCUGCAGAGCAGACAAGAUGAUAUGUAUACAACAUUGAAGUCGUUACAAGAAGAAGCACGCAAUACCCCCCCUGUCAUCACCUUACUCAAUGAGUUUGUUAUGAUGUUUCUUCACAUUGAUGUGGAUGCAAUACAACGGUUUGUAGGGAAGUUGGGAGAGCUCGAUGCUCGUCGGGCAUACCCUGGACUUCGUGAGUGGAGUCGUACCAAAGAGGCUCGAGCUGGUAUAUGGCACGCUGGUCAGGUCUUGCGCGCUGCCCGUGCAGUUGCAGCCCACCAGUUACGUGGUUUUGAUGCCAUGGCUAUUUACCACGCCGCAUUGGUCCUAUGGGUCUUUGGGCUUCUUCAAUGUGGCGAGUCUACGAGACAUGAGCCUCACACACCUCUGAGCGAACAAGAGUUGCCUCCGUGCAUUUCACUCGAUGGACCGCAUGGUCCACCUAUCAGGGCUUUCUUGGCACAUGGGCAUGGUCGGCCGGGGCUGACCAUUUCCCAGCCUCGGAACGGCGAAAGCGGAAUUCCUACCGUCUUCUGUGAGCUCAGCAAGCCUCGGGCUAUCAUGGCUAUUGCCCGACAAGUCUUGGAAGGGAAUUGCCCACUUCCGUUUCCUGAAGACACUCUGCCACCAAUGAUCCAAAAUCUCUGUGAGCUUAUUGAAGAUUUGGGCAGUCUUCCAUAA